This is a messenger RNA of Esox lucius (northern pike), 1789 nucleotides long. It is a transcript of the gene nip7, whose product is annotated as NIP7 nucleolar pre-rRNA processing protein. The transcript is spliced from 5 exons. Gene Ontology annotation, cellular component: nucleus; preribosome, large subunit precursor; nucleolus. The coding region runs from base 156 to 698 and encodes 180 amino acids. The record is from RefSeq and is a predicted model, not a curated record. Gene Ontology annotation, molecular function: RNA binding. NCBI's taxonomy places the organism in Eukaryota, Metazoa, Chordata, Actinopteri, Esociformes, Esocidae. Gene Ontology annotation, biological process: ribosome assembly; ribosomal large subunit biogenesis.
CAACAGGAAACGGCGCAGGGUAUAGUCGUCACUUCAGUUAUACUGUUAAUGGAUUUCCGCUCUUUCCCACGUUGUUGCAUUCCGCUCCUCAUUGAUAACUUAAUUCGGUGGCCACAGCAUUUUACGAACUUUCUUCUUUAAAUUUACUUGUUGAAAUGAGGCCACUAACAGAUGACGAGACAAGGACGAUGUUUGAGAAACUCUCCAAAUACAUUGGUGAGAACAUCAAACUCCUGGUUGACAGACCUGAUGGAACAUAUUGCUUCAGACUCCACAAUGAUCGUGUGUAUUACAUAAGUGAGAGAAUCCUAAAGUUGGCUACAAACAUCUCCCGUGAUAAGUUGGUGUCAGUGGGAACUUGCUUUGGAAAGUUCACCAAGACCCUGAAGUUCCGUCUGCACAUAACAGCACUGGACUUCCUGGCACCUUAUGCCAAGUUCAAGGUGUGGGUGAAACCAGGGCAGGAGCAGUCAUUCCUGUAUGGUAACCAUGUGUUGAAGUCCGGUCUGGGGAGGAUCACAGAGAACACGAACCAGUACCAGGGAGUGGUGGUCUAUUCCAUGUCAGACGUACCCCUGGGUUUCGGUGUCGCCGCCAAGUCCACCCAGGAGUGCCGGCGGGUGGACCCGAUGUCCAUCGUAGUGUUCCACCAAGCCGACAUCGGAGAGUUCAUCAGGUCUGAGGACACGCUCACAUAGGGAGACCGUUUCUUCACCAACAUGUCACAGCUUUACCUCAUGGCCCUCUCCUCAGGGACUGCCGGAUGUUUCACGUUCUACUCCUGCGCUGGCAAAGCUGAUGUACACAUUGUAGUCCAGUCCGGCACACCUGAAUCAACUAGUCGGCUAAUGAUUGAAUUGGAUGUGCCAGUGUAGGACUUCAACAAGUAUGUACAUUAGAUGUGCCAGUGUAGGACAAGAAUGUCAGAGAUCUGGUUGUCCCUGAAGAGAGGUGUGGGAGGCCCUUUUCAACGGUUACGGUGAAGUAUCUCCCUUCUCAUCAACGAGGCGUGGUCACCAUGUUGCCAGGCUGGAAGAGAUGGCUGCCAGAUUGUUCCACAAGGCCCGGGACCUGGGUGGCUGGAGUUCAUAUGUGAGACCAGUCCAUGGGUCCUUUAAGAGUAACUCUUCUGUUUCCAAAUUUCAAUAAAACAUUACAAUUGAAUAACAGUAGCUAGGUUUCCAACAAAAUUAUGAAAGAUUGUGUUUUUAAAGAUGCAUGAAGGAAAAUUAGCAGAUUGGUGUAAGAGUGGAGAUGGGUAUUUUCAGGUGUGUGGCUUUUGUUUUUUUUGACAGCCAUUGCCUGAUUUGCCAAGGUUAACAACCUUUUGUCAAAUCUAAUGUGUGAUAUUCUUUGACUUUCACAAUUAUAAUAGAUGGUUAAGGGAAUUUAGUCUCAGGACAUGGAUGACCACAGGACGUGAAACAGGACAUGGAUGACCACUUAGGAGUACGUUAAAAAGUAAAUUUUUAAUUGGAACCUGAAUUCUGUUUUGUUCAUAUGAUUCAUUAGGGAUGGUGAUAAUUGUCACAUGCAUGUUACUGAAAUUAAAGUUGUCAAGAUCAAGCUAAACAAUGAAAUCUUUCACAUAUUUACAGUGUGCCUAUAAUUCUGGGGAGCACUGUGCCUUACCCCUUACAAACCGUAGAUGGGAGGUGGGGUUAAUGAGGGACUUUUGUAGACAAAGCAGCUUUUGAUUUUGAAUGAUGUUGACAUGUACCUAUAAAUACCAGUGUGAAUUCCAGACCAUCCUUCUCAAAGCAAUUACUUCAUUAAAACAGCAAGCUUU